Molecule: messenger RNA, 927 nt
Organism: Penicillium argentinense
Lineage: Eukaryota; Fungi; Ascomycota; Eurotiomycetes; Eurotiales; Aspergillaceae
Product: RTA1 domain-containing protein
Exons: 2
Coding region: 1-927 (308 amino acids)
Cellular component (GO): membrane
Source: RefSeq, a predicted model, not a curated record
AUGGAUAUCGUAUACCACCCCGGAGUCAACGGGUCAGACCCCGUGGUUGAAUUCUACCCCUACACACCAUCUGCCACAGCCGGAUACGCAUUUAUGGCCCUAUUCGGCAUCGCGACUAUCGUCCAUACAGUCCUGACGAUCCCUUUCCGCGCCGCAUACUUCAUACCUCUAAUACUGGGCGGGAUAUGCGAAACAUUCGGCUACUACGGCCGAGCCUGGUCCCACGAAUCACGCUUCGAAAUCUCAUCCUGGGCCUUACAAGAAAUGCUCAUUCUCUGUGCCCCACCCCUCAUCGCCGCAACAGUCUACAUGGUCCUCGGGCGCAUAAUCCGCUCUUUCAAUGCAGAGCACCUCUCCAGCAUGCGCACGAAAUGGCUCACAUUCGUCUUCGUGAUGAACGACGUCCUCUGCUUCUGCACACAGCUCGGCGGCGCAGGCGUCCAAGUUACCGGCGAUCCGCAGGUCAUGAGUAUUGGCAAGAAAGUCGUGCUUGCCGGACUUAUCUUUUCGUUGGUCGUCUUUGCCUUCUUCAUUCUCAUUGCGGUCAAGUUUCAUCUUCGGCUGAAGAAGUUUCCGACGCCGCUUCUUAUUCUGAAUUCGGAUUUGAAAUGGGCGUCAUACAUGUGGGCUAUGUAUGUUGCCUGUGCUGCGAUGAUGGUUCGGAAUCUUGUCAGGACGAUUCAGUUUGGGGCGUCCAGGACCACGGACGUUAAUACCAAGGAGGCGUAUAUUUAUGUCUUCGAUGCGUUCCUGAUGUUUCUUUCGAUGCUUGUGUUGAUUAUAUAUCACCCUGGCAAGCUCAUUAAGAAGCUUCGGCAAUUGUCCAAGGCUGACGUGUUUGGCAAUUCUCUCCAGGCUGAAGAGCGCGAUUCGUUACAAGUUCCAUUGACCCAGUAUGAUGCUCGGCCAAUGCAGGAGAGGUGCUGA